Molecule: messenger RNA, 2186 nt
Organism: Priapulus caudatus
Lineage: Eukaryota; Metazoa; Priapulida; Priapulimorpha; Priapulimorphida; Priapulidae
Product: ubiquitin thioesterase OTU1-like
Exons: 5
Coding region: 109-1056 (315 amino acids)
Biological process (GO): protein deubiquitination; endoplasmic reticulum unfolded protein response
Cellular component (GO): cytosol; nucleus
Molecular function (GO): protein binding; cysteine-type deubiquitinase activity
Source: RefSeq, a predicted model, not a curated record
GUCAAGGGACGGAAGAACUGAAAAUUCUCAAUUAUUCGUUUACUAGCCGCAGCGUCGUCACCUAGGAUGUAAAGUUAGAAUACGAUAGCUGCGCAGAGAAGAACACAGAUGGCAGGAAAGGCUUUACACCUACGCUGCAAGUCGAGAAAUGGACAGCAAAUGCUAAGUGGCAUCACUGCAGCAACUACUGUUGCUCAGUUGAAGCAAAAGCUUGCAGAGCUGUCGCGUAUACAAGUAGGUGCAUUAAAAGUUCUCCAUGGAUAUCCACCUAUACGAAUGGACCUGUCCAUCAGUCUAGCGACAGUGUCGACCCUUGGUUUAUCCUCUGGUGACACUCUGAUCGUGGAAGAGGAUAGUAGCGUGUUAGCAACUGGUGAGGCACUGUCGUCGGAGGCUAUCGCCGUCGCGAAGUCGUCGACUGCCGACCGCAAGGUGAGCGCACAGCUCCAGCAGAACGCCGGCCUGCUGAUGCGCAAGGUGGUUCCCUCGGACAACUCCUGCCUCUUCACGAGCGUCAACUACGUGCUGACGGGCGCUCUCGACGUCUCCUGCAGCCGCGACAUGCGCAAGCUGAUCGCCGACGUCGUUACCGCCGACGCCGACACCUACAACGACGCGUUCCUCGAGAAGUCGAACAAGGAGUACGCCGAGUGGAUCGCGCACGAGGACGCGUGGGGAGGCGCCAUCGAGCUGUCGAUCCUCGCGAAGCAUCACGGGGUCGAGAUGGCUGUGCUGGACGCGCAGACGGGCCGCAUCGAUCGCUACGGUGAGGACGCGCACUAUCCGACGCGCGUGCUGCUGAUAUACGACGGGCUGCACUACGACCCGCUCGUCAUGGAGCGCGCGAGCGAGCAGACGACGGUGUUCGCCAUCGGAGACGACUACGUGUGGCAGCAGGCGCUGCAGCUGGGCGUCGAGGCGCGCUCGAGCCGGCAGUACACGGACGUGAAGCGCUUUGCGCUGCGAUGCAUGGUGUGCGACGUGGCGCUGACGGGACAGACCGAGGCGCAGGAACACGCGCUCGCGUCCGGACACACCAACUUCGGCGAGGUGUGACGCAGCGCGGAACUACUCUCGAGCGAAGAACUAGUCUGGAUUCGAAGAACUAUUCUUGAUGUCCCUCGCGCGCGCGCGCGUGUAAAGUGAUGUACAGAGCGUGCUGUCGUGCGCCUUGCCCCCGGAAUCCUUUGGAGUGUUCUAAACGCGUGCUGUUCUGUCGCCCGUGUCUGCAGAUUCGCGCAAUCUUACGACGAAUACCUCGUAUAUGGAGAACAUUUACUGCUAGUAAAGCGGCGAUUCCUGAGCGGAAUGCUUUGCCCUUUUUGAAACACCUACCGAUUUCAACCAAAGAACUCGACUGUGAGCAGGAAUCCUCAAUUGGCUGUAAUUCUUGUGACACACGCGUUUGCGCAAAACUAUAGUUAUUUAAUACUGUUAAGCUCCAGUGAUUCAGGAGCUCGUAAAACCAACAAUGCCAAAUAACUGCAGCUUAGAUGUCUGUGCAGAAUCUCUCUAGGAACUACAGUUUUCCUGAUAGCAAAAUGUGAUCGAGUAACUAUAAAAUUAUAUCGGCCGUGUCUAGUAAAUUCUGACACAUUCUUGGAAAAACGGAAGGUUCACAUUUUCAUGAGUGUGUGUAGUUCUUCUUAGAUCUGUUCGAUUAAAGACAAUGUCACAGAUGUAAACAUAAAGUAAUGUUACGUUGAGGGUUAGCUGUAACAUGUGAUAGAAGUGGCAUUACUUAUGAAGUUGAAUUUUCUGCCUACUUGUUUUACUUUUAGUUUCAAAUUGUAUAUAUAUAACUGCAUUACUGUACACAUUCUGUGACAGUCUUGCAUCUGUAUUAAACAGUGAAUGGAUGCAGGGUGGGGGGAUAUGCUUUUCACAUGUAUCUUAUGCGUGUGUAUCACAUGGAAACAUCUUCCAAUAGUGUAGAACAGAGUUGUACGUAUGCACAAAUACAUCAAACGUUAAGAAAGUUAAGUGUAUGCCUCGGUGGAUGAAUAGUUGCUUAAAUCUCAUUUCUUGUGGAGUUAUGUGUAAAGAGUGUAGUGUGUAUGGAAUACUAAGUUACACUGCCACAAUAGUGUCCCUAGUGGUGUCAAUCUAUGUGUAUAUUGUCAUAAUUGUGUGUUGUUGGUCCGAACUGGUGAGAUGCUGUGAAUAAAUAAGGAGAUAUUAUUGAA